GGCGGGAACUGCGGCUCCCCGGAUGCCCCACGGCGGCCCGCGGCCGUCUGCCCCCUCCCUGCCGUCCCACCGCCUCCUCCCGCGGCUACGUGACAGCGAGAGCCGGCGAUGGACGAAAGCAAAGGCGAGGGCGCGGGGAGGCGGCGGCGGCCGCUUCGCUUCCGGGGGAGAGGACGCGGCGUCAUGUGACCCCAAGAUGGCUGCGGGGCUGCGGCGGCCGUGAGGGAGGCGGCUGAGCGGCGCCGGGCCAUGGCGGAGGCGUGAGGCGAGCGGAGGCGGCGGGAGCAGGGGGCUGAGGUUGCGGGAGGGGGCCUCCCGCAGGGCCCGGCGGUGGCGGGUCUGGACGCUCCGGGGAGGGCCUCGCCGCUCCAUGUCGGUCCCCUCCUGCGGGAAAUAUGAUCAGCGCCCCUGACGUGGUGGCCUUCACCAGAGAGGAGCAGUUGGACGAUGCGCUGUACAGCGAGCCGCCCCUGCCCGAGGAGUACUCGGUGCCUCUCUUCCCCUUCUCCAGCCACGGUGCCAACCCCUGGGCCAAGGUCGCCAGCUCCAAGUUCACCCGGGACUUCAUCCUCAUCUCCGAGUUCUCGGAGCAAGUGGGGCCUCAGCCCCUCCUGACCAUCCCCGAUGACGCCAAAGUGUCGGGCACCUUCGACCUCAACUACUUUUCCCUGCGGAUCAUGUCUGUGGAUUACCAGGCGUCCUUCGUGGGGCACCCUCCCGGCUCUGCCUACCCGAAGCUGAACUUUGUGGAGGACUCCAAGGUGGUGCUGGGGGACUCGAAGGAAGGGGCCUUCGCCUACGUCCACCAUUUGACUCUGUAUGACCUCGAAGCCAGGGGUUUCGUCAGGCCCUUCUGCAUGGCCUACAUUUCUGCUGACGAGCACAAAAUCAUGCAGCAGUUUCAGGAACUCUCCGCCGAGUUCUCCAAAGCCUCUGAAUGCCUCAAGACAGGGAACAGGAAAGCCUUCGCGAACGAACUGGAGAAGAAGCUGAAGGAUCUUGACUACACGAGGACUGUGCUGCACAACGAGACUGAGAUACAGAAGAAAGCCAACGACAAAGGGUAUUACACCACCCAAGCCAUCGAGAAGGCCAACGAGCUGGCCAGCGUGGAAAAGUCCAUUAUCGAGCACCAAGAUCUGCUGAAACAGAUCAGGUCGUAUCCCUACAGGAAGCUGAAGGAGUCCGACUUCCACCCCUAUGAGCCAGAGUGUGCGCUGGAGCAGGCUGACGCGGGCAGUGAGCAGGACCCGGCAGCCUCAGACCUCGCUGAGGCCGGUGAAAUGCAACUUUACAAUCACAUGCCCUCCUAUACCCCCAAGCUCAUCAAAGCCAAGUCUGCCAAGUGCUUUGACAAGAAGCUCAAGACGCUGGAGGAACUCUGCGACGUUUAUUUUUUCACCCAGACCCUCGACCAGUUGUACCAGAUCGAGAGGACUUUCAGAGGGGACAUGUGCUAUCUCCUGACAGAACAGAUCAGCCGGGCACUUCUAAAGCAGCAAAGAGUAACCAACUUUCUUUUCGAGGAUGUGUCCCUUCUGGACGAGAAACAACCUGAAAACCAGUACAGAGGCUGCCAGGGGCUCGGUCACGAUGACAUCGAUAGAAAGUGUUUGGAAGAGUCCUCGGCCCCUAAAGUGGUCAUCAGCCUGGGCUCCUACAAGUCCAGCGUGGAGUGUGUGCCCAUCAAGAUGGAGCAGGAAAUGAAGGACUCCCAGGAGUCCAGAAUGUCCGAGUCCGUCACGUUCGAGCAGCAGGACAACCUGGACUACCUGGACGCGGAUCUCAAAGGCAGCAUCAGCAGCGGCGAGAGCAUCGAGGUCCUGGGGACCGAGAAGUCUGCGUCUGGCCUGACGAAAUCGGAGAGCCAGGCCAGCCUGCCUGUCAGCCCCAGCCCCCAGGCGGGCAGGAGCAAGGUGGGCAGCCGGCGCACCGUCAGCGAGGACAGCAUCGAGGUGCUCAGCACCUGCCCCUCCGAGGCGCUCAUCCCGGAGGAUUUCAAGGCCAGCUACCCAAGUGCCAUUAACGAGGAGCCCUACGCGGAUGACGAAGACGGGGGCCUGCGCUUCGCCCCCAAGCCGGCCCCGGCCGGCGCUGAGCAGCGGGAGGACGCUGCCAACCAGGAAGCCCUGGUGCAGGUCGAUUCCGCCUGUUGCAUCGGGAAGGAGAGUCCCGGCUUCCUCGAGCCUCUGGCCGAGCUGGGGCAGAAGCCCUGCGACGAGGACGGGGUGGUGAGGAUCCCCCCGCAGCCCUACCGUGAGGCCGAGCAGGGGCUGCACGGGGCCUUCGGGGGAUUCCCCUCCCACGAGGGCGUCUCGGGGGGGCUCCUGCCCUACGAGCUGGACUCUCGCUACCUCACGGGCAGCAGGGAGGUCAGUAAGAGCAGCCUGGACGAGUGCUCGGACUCCACCAGCUACAUCAGCAGCGCCGCCUCCACGUGCUCCGACAGGACGCCGUCCCCCGCGCACCCCGGCUGCCGGGCGGGCGACAGGCACAGGAAGAGGGCUGGCCAGGGCGCGCUGCGCUUCAUCAGGCAGUACCCCUUCGCCCACCCCGCCAUCUACUCCCUGCUCAGCGGCAGGACCCUGGUCGUGCUGGGGGAGGAGGAAGCCGUCGUGAGGAAGCUGGUGACGGCGCUCUCCAUCUUCGUGCCCAACGGCGCCGUUUACGCCAAGCCCGUGAAGCACUGGGUCACCUCCCCUCUGCACCUGCUGGAUUUCCAGAAGUGGAAGCUGAUCGGGCUCCAGAGGACGGGGUCUCCCGGGGGGGUGAACGUGCUGCACGCCCUGAGCCGCUACAGCCGCUACGUCAGCAUCCUGGACACCGACAGCAAGACCCUGCGCUGCCCGCUUUACAAAGGCACCGUGGUGUCCCGGCUGGCCGACCACCGCACCCAGAUCAAGCGCGGAAGCACCUACUAUAUGCACGUCCAAAGUAUCCUCACCCAGCUGUGCUCAAAAGCCUUCCUCUUCGCCUUCUGCCACCAUUUGCACCUUCCCAUCAGCGAAAGGGAACCCGAGGAAUCCGUUGUGAAUCGCAGGAUGAACUUUCUGAAGCUUCAGCUGGGCCUUGCCAAUGAAGAUAUCAAAAUCGUGCAGUACCUAGCGGAGCUACUGAAGCUGCAGUACAUUCAGGAACCCGGCCAGGGGGGCAGCCCCCUGCUCAGAUUUGACUACGUUCCCAGCUAUUUGUACAAAAUCUAGCCUUGCAGGGGCUGUCUGCCUGCGUGCUCUGAGCCUGACAAAGCUCAUCCGUGCUUGACAUUGACGCUGACUGCGGUAGCUCUCACACGGCGGGAAGGGCCGGAGAAGCCGAUGCAUUUGCGCCCUCUGCUCCACAGAAAUCCGUGUCUGGACUUCUGUGGUCUUCCCCGUAGCCAAGAACGUAGAUGUUCCAUCCCAUAAACCACCAGGCAUUCUGGUUUUCAGCAUUACAAGGGGCACUGUGAACUUGUGAAGCGUAUCGUGGCAGCGUCCCAGGGGGAUUACGGCGCGGGGAGAGAGGUGUGGGCUGGCUUGGGGAUCAGUACUUACUAGUGUGCAGCCACCCAGAUAACUCACUGUUCUGCACACUUCUGCCAGAGCCCUAAAUGCGGUGGGUCCCUUUCAUGGAGUCAGGACUGAGACUAGAGGGGAGAUGUAAUGGCCACGUCAAGUUUUUUCACCAGUGUCUCGGGGGCGUGUAGCCCAGAAGGUCCCUGGCAGAGUGGAAGCUUGCAGUUGCCUGUCCAUGUGUUGUGGUGGGAGAUAGUGUGGCCCUUGGUGCAUUUUUCUGAGUUUCCUGGCACUUCCCAGGACAGAUUUCUGGUUUUUUUUCUCAGUUUUGUUGAAAUCUGGGAUGGAGAAGAAGUUUCUAACACUGGCAAGCACCAAGGCACCUGCUGCUGUGAAUGUAGAGCCCUGUGCCUUGUUCACGUGUCACAUCCUGUUUGCUGGGCAACCUCUGAGAACGGUGGGAGAGAGACUGGGAGUCCUCAAAACGUGUGAGGUUGAGGGUGGACAUUUAAGGAAAGAGGGGGAACUGAACAGUGUUUGUGGGGACCCCUCAUUUUUAGGUGCUUUUUGUGAUGGGGAAACUAACUUCAAUUCAGCUGAAGCUACGCAGUGAGACAGCAGGCUGCCUGGCUGGGGAGAUACCAGGGCUGGGGAGAGACAGGGGAUGAAUGUACUGGAUUCUAUGUGGUAUCCAAAAUACUUUCUUUUGGUUUUGUUUUGGUUCUUUGUUUUUGUUUUGUUUUGUCAGGGACUUGACUUUAGUGCUUUGUGGUAAAGCAGGGUCAGGGUCACUGCAUGCUGCUGCUUUGCUGAGCCUUUGGCAUGUCUCGACUACCUCUCCCAGGACACUCCUGGGUAGAUCUGGACAAGGCAGAACUGCUGCUCUCCCAGCCUGGAUGCUGAGGGCUUUCCUUCCAAAGCUCCUGUGCCAUAAAGGUUGUGCUGCCAACAUGGUGAUGCUCCCAGGUUGUUCCUGUUGGUGCAGAAGGCUUUGUGCAUGGGCAUGUCUCCUCCAGUCUUGUAGGAGAUGCUGGUCACCAGUCCCGGGCUGUGCUCUGCUCUGCCUCGUGCUGUGUGGCAGCAGCAGCAGCCUCCGUGGUACCUCCUACACAAGAAGAGCCUUGCUAGGAAAUACAUUCUUGGUUUUAUUUGUGUUUAGCAGUCUUCUGAUGAUGGGAUGAGAUUGUACAGGAUGAGCUGAUGCCCUGUUUGGUUUGGAUGUUGUUUAAACCUCUGUUUACUAUGGUGAUGUGAGGCGGUGCUGGAGAUGAAUGUGAUGCUACCUCUGUGCCUGGGGAAGUCCCUGUGAAGACACCGAUGUCUGUCAGUCUGGUUUAAACCCCUCUGUGAGAUCUGCACUGCUCCAGAACCUGUCCCAAAGGUGAGAGGGCCCUUGGGAAGGCUGAUGUUUGGCCCCAGUGUCUGUGUUUCAGUACAGCUACUGGAACAGGCUGUGGGCCAGUGCGGGGGGUGUGAGCCCUCAGGGCAGAGGCUAUUUUAAAUGGCAGCGGUGUUUCUGGUGGCCUAUAGUGAGGCCAGCUCAGUGGGGCAAGCUGAGCUUGUGGCAUUCUCCAGAGGGAUUUCCAAGGUCAGGGGCUGUUGUGAGGGUGUGUUUAGGUCAUGGUUGGGAAGCAGCGUGGCGUUGCCUUUGCCAAAGGGAGAGGUGUGCCGGUGCUUGGGGCUGCACCCCUUUGAAGGAUGUUUCAAGGCCUUUUCUUUUCCUAACUGUAUCUCUUGUCCCACAUGAACUGGGUCUGCUGGUGACAGGCUUCCAUGCCUGUCACAAACCCCUACUUUCUGAACUGACCUGAGGCAUCUCCUUGUCGAUUCGUGUACUCUUGAGUGACUUCCACACUAAAGCCGAGGCAAGAUUCUGCCUGACCCCAGCUCUGGAGAAGUGCUCAGCAUUGGAGCUUGCUUCCUACUAGAAAACAACCUGAUGCUGUUUGGCUUGGAGAAGGGAGGGAUGAACAUUUAUCCUGCUGACUCACUCAUGUCUUCCUCCAGAGUGGCAGAGAAGGGUGGAUGGUUGGGGUUGACUGAUCAGUCACAGCCACCUCGACCUGUGGUAGUCAGUUGCACUCAUAAAUUGGUAACUAACUUGCUUCUCUUUGCUCCCUCUACCAAGCCUGUAGUAUCUGAUAUUCAAGGCUGUGUGGAGCAAUACUUGCACUACCCCCCAGCUGACCUGCUCCAUCUCUCUCCCCCAGAGCAGCUCUGAUUUGGGAGGCUGCCCUGGGGGCUUUGCUGGGACUUCACUUCAAACCAGGAGCUCUGCGCUCUCUGCAGCUCGGCUCUGGAGCAGGAGCUGCGGAGACACGUGGUGUGCUUCUCCUCCUAGAGCUGGCUCAGUGCAGGGCAACGGCUGAGCUCCCGCUCCAGGAGAGGGGGAGUUACACUGGGCUGUGGCACCUCGGUGCAGCGGUGCCCAGCUGGCCCUUGCUGCAAUCAGGAGGGAUCUGAGUGGAGCUGGUAGUUCGGGAGCUGAAGUCCUCCUUGCUCAGUAACCUCUCAGUCUGACCGUCUGCUCCUGUACAGUAACGAUCCCUGUAUCGGCACUUUAAGACUUUUUCCUCAUCUCACUGUGUUACCUCACUCGUUUCCAAUAUUAUCAGACUUGUAACAAGUUCCACCUUCGCACUGACUGCAACCAACCCAGGUCUGUGCCGUCCCGUGUCGCCGUCCCGCCAUCGUCCUGGCCCAGGCAGGGCAGGCUCCGGGCAGCCGCAGCGCGAUGUGCUCGGGCCCUGCCUCCCUGCCCGCCUCCCUCCCAGUGCUGCGGGACUCCGCAUGGCCGCCGCCUGCUUCUGUGAGUGCUGCCCGCAUGCCCCCGCCUCCCGCACGCACGCUCUGCUGCCCGCCUCUCUCUCUCUCUCUCUCUGGGGGAGCGGAGGCUUUUAAGCCUGAUGGGGAAUUCUUCAGAUAAAGUCUCCCCUGUCCUUCUGCCAGGAGCACAGGGCUCCCUUCUCCUGCUCUGCUCUAUGCUAACCCGAUGCUUUCAGAUCCCCGCCAGGAGGAUCAGCCAUAGGAGUGGGCGAUACUAACCCUACACAGGUUUCAUUUCUCAGAGAAUAGUGCUCGGAUUUACUGUCAUCCAGUAGCAAUCACUUCUGUAGGCAGCUCCAGAGCUGCUUUGCCUUGCCUGGGGAAGUACUGCCUACACUCUAGCAAUAUUCACCACUUUGUAUGGGGUGGGAGAGGCAUGUCAGGGGGGAGAGCUGCCAGCUCUCUGCCCCUGGACUAUGGCUUUGGUUUUGGUUGAGCUUGGGGGGCCGUCACCCCCCCCUAGUCUAGCAGUGGGUGACCACUCAGGCUGUGGAUUCAGUGUCUCAGAGAGCAGGGCAGUGCUGGGGGCUCAUCACUGCACUUUGAAAAGACUCCAGUAAGGAGGCGGGUUGGGAAUUGAGGCUGAAGGGGAGCACCUGGCCCCGGGCCAGCCCCCAGCACAGCCUUGCAGCAGGCUGCACCCCGCCAGCAGAGGGGCCUCCAGCCCACCCCUUUUAACUGGAAGGCAGAAGCACAGGGUAGCUGGGCCCACAGGCCGCCUGGGCGCUGGCCCUGGGCUGGGCGCAGAGCCGUGAGGAGGCUGCAGUGGAGUCUCAUCUUCUUUUAAAGCACUGUAUCAUCCUAUUACUGCAUGUGGAGUUGGUGUGUGUGCCUGUGCGUGCCGGAUGCUUGCGGCGGUAGUUAGAGCGAGUGUGACCGGGAGAAAUCCCUGAAGCAUGUCUUAGUGUCGUGCUGUAAGUGUUACUGCACAAGAGUUUAACAGACGUUAACACCAAAUGACUAGUCUGAGAAAUGUACUUUUAAAAACAAAAAAUUAUUUAUUUGGGUUGAGAUAUUUUUGAAAUACAAAAAAACCCAACUUGGUUGUAUUUUUUAAAGCUUCUACUUCUUGUCAUACAGUGUGGUUACAUUCUUAAUUUUAUCGUGCUUAUUAAAAAAUGGUUCUACCUAAAGCUUUGUGCUCGAGAGGUCUGA
Molecule: messenger RNA, 7475 nt
Organism: Colius striatus (speckled mousebird)
Lineage: Eukaryota; Metazoa; Chordata; Aves; Coliiformes; Coliidae
Gene: SMCR8
Product: SMCR8-C9orf72 complex subunit
Exons: 2
Coding region: 396-3203 (935 amino acids)
Cellular component (GO): guanyl-nucleotide exchange factor complex
Molecular function (GO): GTPase activator activity
Source: RefSeq, a predicted model, not a curated record